ACAAGAGUCAACUUCCAGCCUCUUCAGCUUUUCAGAGUUACAAGCAAGUGCAGCUCGGAGUCUGACUGAGCCCUCUGAGCUGCUCUGACACCCCGGUUUCCCUCCUCGAGGGGAUGGUUGUGGAUCCCCUGGGGCCAGGAGCGACUCUGUGGCUCCUACAGAAUAACACCUUUUUCUUGUUUGGGGUUAUAUCUAAAUUAAAGGGAGAUGAGAGCCGCACUUUGUUACUUCCUGUUGUGGACGACGUACCUGCUGCUGGCCACCUCUGAGGAAGUGGAGUUUCCCCAGGAGCUGAUAGACAGACUGUCCCACAGUGAAAUCCACAGCAUCAGCGACCUCCAGCGGCUACUGGAGAUUGACUCCGUAGGUACGGGAAACGAUGUUAUUGAGGAGCCCAAGCAUCACAAACACCACAACCACCAUAAGAACUAUUCCCGUCACCCUGGUUACUACAACGAAUUGAAGAGCUCCCAGCUCCACAGCCGACGCAAGAGGAGUCUCGUGGAAGAGGCGGUCCCAGCAGUGUGUAAGACGCGGACGGUGAUCUACGAGAUCCCCAGGAGCCAGGUGGAUCCCACAUCUGCUAACUUCCUGAUAUGGCCGCCCUGUGUGGAGGUGAAGCGCUGCACGGGCUGCUGCAACACCAGUAACAUGCGCUGUCAUCCUUCCCGCAAGCACCACCGCACCGUGAAGGUGGCCAAGGUGGAGUACGUGAGAAGGAGACCCAAGCUGAAAGAGGUCUUUGUGCGGUUAGAAGACCACCUGGAGUGUGUGUGCACGUCACAGCAUCAUGUGGUGGAGCACUCAGAUGCAGAAACAGUGGACGUGAGGUGAGACCAAUCGCAACAAGGGACUUUAGCAUUGGAGGGACCUAAAUAGAGGACGCCAGCAACUGGAGACCUGCUGUGGCCUCUUCCCGACCACCAUGCUACAUUCGUUUGAAAAAUAGAAAACUUUUCUGUAAAGAUGAGUGACUGAACAAUAAGUAACAGACAAAACUAAAUACGAUGCCAAAGGUGCUUUUAAAAAACCCAAUACGCAGUGAUGAUGACUUCCUCUGGUACACCAUCUACCGAGUCAACUGAACACUACCACUGAUUAGGAAGAAAAGAGAAUGAUGCUGUGGAGCUCGGGCAGAGAAGAAAGAAACCGAAGGGAGAUGAUGAAAGGGAUUUGUGUUGAACAUUUUGACAGACUUUGUUUUAACAAGACGCACAACAGAAAUGGCCAUGAAACAUUUGGAUCCAGCUUUGGUCGGAAUCGGUUGCCCAGACUCCAAAACAGCAGUGGAUGACCUCCAGCUGGGCAACAUAAAAGUGCCCUGCCCUGCUGUUUAAAUGACACUUGCAAACACAGGAAGGAGAGCUAUAGGAAAACAAUGGAAAGAGAAAAAAAGAAAGAGACAGACGGGAGAGUGUUUUCUCUUCUUCAAAAGGCUCCGAGUUGAAUUUUUAGAUGUUUGACCUAAAUCAAGAGACCCCUGACGGCCUGUGACUGUGCCCAGUUGCUCUGUACAUUUAAAUUUGAAGAGGAAGACGCGCCGCUACUUACAAACUAUUUAUAUGUGUGGACGUUUGCUUUCUGUCUCUUCCAGUACAAAAGAAAGAACUAAAAGGAUGUUUUUAUGGUUUUAGAGACAGGGUUCUGUGUGGACUGGUUCUUUGUAACCAUAAGUAUCACAUUCUCAUCAUGUCAUUUUUUUUUUGUUGUUUUAUUUUCUCAUCCAUGUUUCUUAUUAUAUUACAGUAUAUCUGAAUGAUGUCAAGUAUUGUAUAUGGUUUGGAUAUAUGUGUGCAACGAAGAGUUGUGGGAGUAAGUGCAGGAAGAUGCUUUAUUUUUGUUAUGAAAUAUAUUAUGCUUACUUAUAUCCAAGCAGGAAUUAUGUUUAUUUCUUUUGUUGUUGAAUGCCUGUAUUUAAUCCAUUGGAAAAGAUGCAAAAAUUUGUGGAAGUGUGGGAUCAGGGAGAAAAAAAAGGGUUUCAGCACCUGUUUGCAUUGGCAAUAUGUGUCAGAGGUGUGGAACGGGGAUAUAGCAGCUUAAACAUGCCCACUUCAUAUUGAGUGUCAUACUAUAGCUUAUUCUACAACCAUAAUAAGCACUGCCCAAUCCUUUUUUAUAACAAGAAAGCCAUUUCAUACAAACAUGCAGACAGCACAUCAAGGUGUGUUCAUGCCAAUCACAUAAACACACUAAAACUUUGUCAGAGCAACUAUAGUGUGCAAGUGCCCAUGUAUAAGGCAGGCUAGAGAGGGUGUGUGUGCGGCCACACACAAUCUCUCUCCUACAUGAAGUUAUUUUUCACCCAUAUCACUCUAAAGUUGAUAAGGACGAUGCCUGCCCAGUCUGCUUUACCAGCACACAUGUUGAAUCUGUAAAGAGCAAAGUCCACCUCCACCAGUUUAAAGAGUGAAAGAGUGAGCAAUACAAAUUGACAAGUGCAUGAAUGGGCUCCUUGUUUAGCCAGGCUUUAACUCUUCUGUUGACGGGAGAACAGAUCGCUGAUCACUUCACCCUUUGAUGGGAGUGGGACUCACACCUUAUGAAGCUACAUACCAUCAGAAAAGAUGAUGAUAAGGUGGCCUGAAAACAGUGCGGUGGUGACCUGAACCUGUGCCCAGAUUACUUCCUUACCAGAUUCUGAAAGAGUGAUGAAUGUGUAAUCAGGCCAACACGUAGCAAAAACAACUGUGCUCAAAUGAGGAAGUUUGAAGGAGAUUUUUCUAGCAGUACAAGAGUGAGUCACAUUGAAGUGAGUCAAUUGAAAGUAAAACAAGAAAAGUUUGACUAUUGUUGUAUCAGCUGCUGCUGAGUUGUGAACAUCAGAUCUAACAUAGACACAGCCUGCCUGUGAAUUAACUUACCAUCAGUUGACUGGUGCUAUAUUUAUAAGGCUGAUGUUUCAUCACUGUUUUGCAAUUCCGUUCGCAUCAAUGUAAGAUAGUGUUCUCAGUAAACAAGGGACCACGCUUCGAGCUAUUUGAUUAAAGAUAAUGCCAUUACCCUAUCACUAAGCCUUUAUCACUUUCCUUUUGGGCCUCCAUUGGAUAAAGACAGCAAUAAUCAUAAUUUAUAUAUUUAUGUU
Messenger RNA from Scomber scombrus (Atlantic mackerel), 3082 nucleotides. It is a transcript of the gene pdgfab, whose product is annotated as platelet-derived growth factor alpha polypeptide b. Gene Ontology annotation, molecular function: platelet-derived growth factor receptor binding; growth factor activity. The coding region runs from base 208 to 834 and encodes 208 amino acids. The record is from RefSeq and is a predicted model, not a curated record. The transcript is spliced from 6 exons. Lineage: Eukaryota; Metazoa; Chordata; Actinopteri; Scombriformes; Scombridae. Gene Ontology annotation, biological process: positive regulation of protein autophosphorylation; positive regulation of cell population proliferation; positive regulation of ERK1 and ERK2 cascade. Gene Ontology annotation, cellular component: membrane.